This is a messenger RNA of Hemicordylus capensis (graceful crag lizard), 4025 nucleotides long. It is a transcript of the gene DHRS13, whose product is annotated as dehydrogenase/reductase 13. Bases 2491 to 3477 code for a protein of 328 amino acids. The record is from RefSeq and is a predicted model, not a curated record. The transcript is spliced from 7 exons. Lineage: Eukaryota; Metazoa; Chordata; Lepidosauria; Squamata; Cordylidae.
GAAGAGCAGAGCUGAUCCCUGGCACAUGGGAUGGCUCUGAUCCUGACCUUUGUUCCUCCAGUUAAAUAGGUGUGUAGGAGGGAAAGGAGAGAGAAAGUUCUCAGCUUGAAAUUUUGAAGUGCUACUGCCAAUCUUAAGUCAUGGGAGCAGAGAAGGCUUCUUUAUAUGGAGUCAGACCCUUGGUCCAUCUAGCUAGCUCAGUAUUACACUGACUGGCAGAGGCUCAACUAUGGAGCUAUGGCCCCCAUUCCGGGCCUAAGGGACAUUUUGCAUCACUUUCUAAAUGUCUAGGAACUUGGGAAGUGGUCUUAUCAUUGGUCCAUCUGGCUCAGUAUUAUCUACGCUGACUGGCAAUGGCUUCUCCAAGGUUUCAGGCAGGAGUUCCUCCCAUCCCUACUUCCUAUUCUUACAUGCUUCCAGGGAUUGAAGUUGGGAUUUUCUGCAUGCAAGCAGAUGCUCUUCCACUGAGCUAUGGCCCUUUCCUCUAAACAGAAUACCUUACAGUGCUCACAUGUAGUCUCUCACCCAAAUGCACGUGUGCACUGGGGCGGCAGGGAGGUACACUGCUGCCCCAAGAGAGACUUUUUAAAUGGAGCACCUGCAGGGGAAACGCGGCGGGAGGGGUAAGGGGCACCCUCCCCCGCCCUUAAAGGUAUGCCCCCCGCCUUCGAACCAACUGAACCACCGGUUGUCCGAACUGGUUCGAAGGCCCGUAAAGGGCUUCCAAACCGGUUCCAUGCACAUCCCAACUCCAAGGUGCCCCUCCCUGUACAUUCAAAUGCAAACCAGGGCAGACCCUGCGUAGCGAAGGGGACAAUUCUUGCUCAUUACCCCAAGGCUCUCCUCCCCAAGACAAUCAGGCGGACCAACAGCCUCGUUCCUUGUGUGGCCCUGCUGGCUCUUCCCUUUGUUGGCAGCACUUUAUAAACUCCUCAGGGUGUGGAGGCCUCUGUGAAUCCUAUUGCAAUUCACAGCGUACAGACAACAUUACAGCUGAUAAUUAGAAACAAAAAACAACAGGGCCACACAAGAGGCACAUUAGCUUGUUAAACUAGUUUGUUACACAAGGUGAGGAGGUUAAGCCCCAAGCUGAUGUUUCCAAGGAAUCCAUGGUGGUGCUGGCUGCCACAUGGGCCUGUAGUGGAUUUCCCAGUGCAGGAGCUUGUGUCUGGAGGUUACCAGUGGGCAGAAUUCAGUUGUUGCCAUUCAUUUGUGUUCUUUUACAGGAGUCGGCUGGAUUAGGAUGGCGCCAUGGAGACUGUACCACUCUCCCACCAUAAAGCGGAGGAAGGCCGUAGGGUGACCAAGAGUUUGGCUAUUUAAAGAGUUCAUUCACACCACCGGAAACUGCCUGGGUUGUGUGAAAGCAAAUUGGUUGCUUCCAGAUGGUUGUGCGGCCACAAUUUGGUUGUGUGGCAGCAAACAACUAGGUAGGAGGAGGGAGAAGUGAUUGUGUGGAAGCAAGGAAGGAGGAAAAGCUGUGUUAGGAUGGCACUGUCAUAUACCGAGUAAGCUACCACAUACCGAGUCAGAUCAUUGGUCCCUCUAGCUCAGUAUUGUCUGCACAGACUGGCAGUGGCUUCUCCAAGGUUGCAGGCAAGGGUCUCUCUGCGCCCUUUCUUGGAGAUGCUCCCAGGGAGGGAACUUGGGACCAUCAGUCCGACUUUUCAAGGAUUUCCGGUUGGUACGUGAACACCAGUGGUGAACACUAAUGUGUGCUUCUUGAGAUGGAAGAUGGAUUUGGGGUCUGCAGCCCUGGAAGGCCAGUUGGGCUCCCCAGGCCUUGGUUUUGCCUUGGUAGCAAUGGGUAGUACGCCUACCAGGCAUAAACGCUGUUUUUAAUCACUGAUGGGUUAAAGAAGUUCUCUGAGAAAUGGACAGCAUUUUUGCUCACACUUGAGAGGUUGGGCUCAUCUCCCUGCUUGGCUUUCCCAGGUGGAAACACAGGAAUCAGGAAGGCAACGGCCCUGGACUUGGCCCGGAGAGGAGCCCGCAUCAUCCUGGCUUGCCGCCACAGAGCGCGAGGAGAGUCCGCUGCCUAUGACAUCAGGAGGUCCAGCAAAUCACAGCACACCCUACUCACUUCCUGGUGUCCAUGAUGGAGCGUGACAGUCCCAAAAUGAUGACCUGAACUCAGAGUCGUCUCCCAUUCCGAUGCAAACCAGGGCAGACCCUGCUUAGCAAAGGAGACCAUUGGUAGUUGCUACCCCAAGACCAGCUUGAUUGAGCCGGGAGUUCCAUCGAGAGGAGUUUGUUGAGAAGCUCGUGGAGUGAGUGGUGCGCCCAUGAAGGCUGUGUCAGCAAGGAGGAGGGUCCCUCCAGCCGCCGCCCCCCCCGCCCUCCAAUCGGGCAGCAGGGAGGAGCCCAAGGAAGGCGGCCAGGAGAGCAGGUCUUGCGCUCUGGAUCGCGGCGGCGGCGGCAGCAGUUUUUGAGGCACAGGCGCCGGAGGCGGAGGCGGAGCCCAGCAGGCAGCAGACAGAGCAGGCAAUCAUGGUGGCCACGGCGUUGGCGGGGCUGGCGCUGCUGCUGGGCCUCUACGCCUGGCUCUACCACAACGUCCUGCAAGGGACCCGAUGCAGGAACGAGACCGGCCUCCGCGGCAAGACGGUUCUCAUCACAGGUGGGAACACGGGAAUCGGGAAGGCGACGGCCCUGGACUUGGCCCGGAGAGGAGCCCGCAUCAUCCUGGCUUGCCGCCACAGAGCGCGAGGAGAGUCCGCUGCCUAUGACAUCAGGAGGGCCAGCGGGAACAACGAGGUUCUCUUCAUGAGCCUGGACCUGGCCAGCUUGAAGUCGGUGCGGGUUUUUGCAGAGACCUUCUUGCGAUCGGAGCCCCGCCUGGACAUUCUCAUCAACAAUGCAGGAAUUGCCGAUGGAGGAAGAAGUGAGGAUGGCUUCAACCUGGCAUUCCAGGUGAACCACCUGGGUCACUUUCUUCUGAACCAUCUCCUUCUGGAUCGGCUGCAGCACUGUGCGCCUAGCCGCUUGCUGGUCGUUGCUUCAAAUGCUCAUCUACCCGGAAAGAUCGACUUCCAGAAUGUCCACAAGCCCGUGGCUGGGGUGUUGAAAGCAUUUCAGUCUUAUUGCAAUAGCAAACUGGCUAAUAUCUUGUACGCCCGCGAGCUGGCCAACAGGUUGGAAGGGACCAAGGUGACCUGCUAUGCCAUUCAUCCAGGGUCUGUUAGAACUGAAAUAGUUCGCAGCAUUCCCACCUGGAUGAAGCCAUUUUAUUUCCUCUUCUCCUGGCUCUUCUUCCGAGACCCGACAGGCGGAGCUCAGACUUCCAUCUACUGUGCCACUCAGGAAGGGAUUGAGAUGUUCAGCGGGCGCUAUUUUGUUGAUUGUGAGCUCCAGGAUCCCUGGCCCCAUGCCUGCGAUGACGCUGUGGCCAAGAAGCUUUGGGAAGUCAGCGAGAAGCUGUUGGGGCUACCUCCAGGUGGACCUCAUGAUCCGCUGGGGCUCCUUUCCCGCAGAUAACAAAACCGCAGGUGAUGAAUCACUGAGUAUGGGAACGCCAGGGUUAGGGUCCCAGACUCAAACAAUCCAACCAAUAAAAGAAUACAACCAUGGGCAAUGGGUCUAGCAUGCUAUGCAUGCUACCUGGCAUCCAGCAGUGCCUCCCAAAUGCCCAUGGUUGUAUUCUUUUGGUUGGUUGGAUUGUUUGAGUCUGGGACCCUAAACCUGGCAUUCCCAUACUCAGUGAUUUGCAUUUGUAUCUAUCAAAUGCACAGGGCAUGAGUGGUUUAGAGGUAGUACUUUAGAACUGCCUGCUGGAUGCAUAGAGUAUCUUGCACUGAAAAUUCUGGCGUCUGUGGGUUCUGCCUGUCUUUCUAUCCCUGCUCCCUCUGGUUUAUCUUCUGUGAGGCCUUAAAUUUCUGGAAACAACUCUGGGAAAGUUUUGUACAAAAGUGUUUGUAUGUAUUGGCAGGGCGGGGGAGGUGUUUUGCCCACUUUUCUUUUGUGAGGCCUCGGAUUUCUGCGAUUUUCUGGAAACAACUUUUUGCAAUAAAAUUUUCUGGAAACAA